GGACGCACAAACACAACAGGAACACUGGAGACCACGUCGCCGUGCACGAACCGUUCCUGGAGAAGAACUCUGGCUACAAAGACUUUACGGAUUACUCUGGUUGCUUCACCCUCAUGACCGCGAGCGAACGACCAGAAGCGGCCAUGGAUUUUCUCAAUCACAACUAUUUGAAUGCGCGCAGCCCCUACGACUAUACCUUUAAUUUCUGGAACGACUAUCUCGGGCUGACGACGUUGGUCACGAAGAAUAAUAAGCUCAGCAUCCCCCAGAACCCAAACUCCAUCACCGAGUCCCUUAAAGCGACCCUGGGCUUGGACGAUUCCCCUCCGUGUCCGUGCGUAAUCGCGGGCGGCGUUGGGGAGAGCGGUCACCUGGACUGCUGCUGCCCGUCCGGGAGCCCCCCGCCGGCUUCCAUCCUGGACUUGAAGGAGCGUUUCUCGAUACUGAGCCCCUUCCAGAACCAGCUCGGCGUGCAGCUGCCGGAGCGAGAGGUGGGCUUCGGUGGGAGCUUCGCCGGGUUCGAUCUGUUCGGCAUGGAGAGGAAGAUGCGCAAACCCGCCUCCAGGAGCAAGCAGGAACCCAAAAUCUGCGUCUUCUGCCGAAAUAACGGGGCACCCGAGGAGGUGUACGGCUCUCACGUCCUGAAGACUCCGGACGGCAGGGUCGUGUGCCCGAUUCUGAGGGCUUACACCUGCCCCCUGUGCAGUGCCAACGGGGACAAUGCCCACACGAUAAAAUACUGUCCACUGUCAAAAGACCAGCCAUCCCAGCGACCAUUAAAGGGAGGGAGGGCUGUGGGUGGUAAGAGGAUGAAAAUAUUCUAAACAGACAUGACUACAGAGUAAAUUGAAUUGCACUGAACUAUUUCCAGAUGACUGUUUUGAUUUCGGCUUUAGCCUUUAUCCCAGUUUCAUAAACAUAUUGAUUUUAUCCUUUUUUUCUCUCUCUCUCUCUCUCUCUCUCUCUCUCUCUCUCUCUCUCUCUCUCUCUAAGAUCUCUUAUAUUUUUAUAGUUAUUUUAUCGACAUAGAACGAUUUUAUGCUUUAUACAUUGGAUUUAUUUGUCUUGCUAGUUUAUAGUCAUUUGAGUGUGCAUAUAAAACAUGUAUCAAUAGUCACAAAGUGUGAAUACAUUUGAAGAGAAGUAUUUUGGUCAUGUAGGGAAACACACUGACAUUGGCAAAAAGGGGAUGAAUGUCAUAUUUCUACCAAGUAUUUUUGUACGGUGAGCUAAACUCGCUGCGAUUUUCUUUCUCGUCUUAGAAAACCAAAGUUAUGUUUGCCAUUAAAGAAGCUCAAGAAUGUGUCAUUGAUGAGUGCUUGUGUGCGUCUGACUGGACGAGGAACUCUUUGCUCCCAUCUGCCUGCCUAAAAAAAAAAACUCCACAACAUAUUUUCCAACGUGCUCAAAAAGUUGACAUUCAAUCUGCGAGGCAGGAAGAAAAAAAAAAAAAAAAGAGACAAUGUGGCCUCUGUUUAGGACUCAUGUUCUCUGGGGGACAUUAUAAUCAAUUGUUGCCAAGCCAAACUUUUACUCCAAUGCUAUGUGAUGAAAACGUCAUCCGACUUAACAAGCAGUCAGAAAUGAGAGCUACUAGCCUGCGUUUCUGUAUGUUUACAUUCCCAAAUAAGUGCGACACACUGGAUUUCCUUUUCUCCGCCAGGUCUCUCUUUCUUUACAGCGUUUUUUUUUUUUUGGUGGUUUGUUUUGAUUUGCCCAACAUCUUCACCGGACAGUCUCAUGCCUGCUCUGAGAGUCUUUUCACUCCGAGCGUGGGGUGAAAAAGAGCAAAUGAAUGUUAGCAAACAACAACAACAUGUUAUCCCCGUUAUUUCUUUUCCUGAAUAAUCCCAAAAAAAGAUGCAAAAAUGUUGUGAAUGUAUGAUUGAAAGUGUCACUUGCAGGACUGCACAUUUCUGACAGUUUUGUUUACCAAAGGAAUACAAUUGCAUUGAAGAAAGAAGAGAGAUUUGCUGUAUUGUAUAUAAAGUGAUGUUUAUUCAGUAUUUUAACAUUACAAGUGACUUCAGAGGGCGCUACCUCAACAGGAUUUUGUACUUACAUGUAAAAUGUCAACAGCAGUUUAUUGAUAUAGUGCUGCCAUUUAUAAUAAGGGUUUUGAUAGUAUUUUUGAUCUUUGUAUAACAUAAUUGUAUUUUCAUUUUGUCGCAUUUAACAUGACGGAAGUGAAUUUCCAAGAAGCUAUAAGCAUUGCUCACCAAAAGGUGAUUGUCUGUAAAUAACGAUUAUACCCAUACUUUUUAAAGUUUAGUUGGUCAAUGUUACAUUCUUGAGAGUGUGCCAGAGAGUGGAUAUUGAAACAGGCUGACACAAUUUGCCACUUUUAACAGAGGAUUUUUUUGAUUAAAUGAAUAAUAGAAAAAGAAAACACUGUUGAACUUUGUUAUUUAUAUUUUGCCACGAUUUCCUGUAUGCUGCUGUGCAGAAUAACAACAUAUGAAUCCACUAGAGAAAUAAAAACCUAUCAAAUA
Messenger RNA from Anarrhichthys ocellatus (wolf-eel), 2492 nucleotides. RefSeq names its product nanos homolog 1 (gene nanos1). Gene Ontology annotation, molecular function: RNA binding; zinc ion binding. The transcript has a single exon. Lineage: Eukaryota; Metazoa; Chordata; Actinopteri; Perciformes; Anarhichadidae. The record is from RefSeq and is a predicted model, not a curated record. The coding region runs from base 114 to 824 and encodes 236 amino acids.